UCUCUCCCAAUCUCCUUCGCCUCCCCCGACCUCUUUCUCUCUCUCCCUCCCUCUCUCUCUCUCCGGCGCCUCCUCCUUUCCCAUCUCCGACGCCGCCGCCGCCGCCGCCGCCGCCGCCGCUUCACUCGUCUUCUUUCUUCGAAGUUUCCAUUUAGGAUCUGCAAUGCCUUUAAAGUGUUUCCGUUCGUAGGGGCCAACAUCAUCUUUGUUCGUCUUCUUUUAGAAGCCUCGUCCUGCGAUCACAGUGACGGCGUGUACUCUUUUGCCUCUCAAUUUGACUCCUAGAUGAGUAGGAGCUGCACCCAUAUUUACACUGUAAUGUGAUGGAUCCAGAGGGCAAGAAGUUCGGAAGAGGGCCGAGGGAGCUUACUGGCGCUGUAGAUUUAAUAAGUCACUACAAGCUGUUAGCACAUCACGAUUUCUUUUGUAAAAGGUCUCUGCCGGUGUCAAUUUCGGACACACACUACCUUCACAAUGUUGUCGGAGAUACGGAAAUCCGAAAAGGAGAGGGAAUGGAGUUAGAUCAGCUCUUUCAGAACACACCAUAUUUGAGAGAAACCGCUGCUCGCAUCCAGCAGUUCGACUUGGACACCCUCGGGCAAGCUCUGCAGCUGCGAGAAACAGCACCUAUUGAUUUGCCUUCUGCAGAGAAAGGAGUACCUACCGUCGCUUCUAAAUCGAGAAGCGAUUCCAAGGACAAAGAGAGGAAGCAUAAAAAGCACAAGGACAAAGACAAGGAAAAGGACAAGGAGCACAAGAAGCACAAACAUCGUCACAAGGAUAGAAGCAAAGAUAAAGACAAGGAGAAAAAGAAGGAUAAAAGUGGGCAUCAUGAUUCUGGUGGCGACCAUUCAAAGAAGCAUCACGAGAAGAAGAGAAAGCAUGAAAGCAAUGAAGAUUCGGCAGAAAUUCACAAGCACAAGAGAAGAGCGUUGAUAUCUGUACAGCACAAGAGUUCAAAGGUCGAUGAAGUGGGAGGAUAAAGGUCAGAAGCUGUUCAAGCUAAUACAUUUCUCUGCGUUCUUGUCUUAAUGCCAGUCGCUGUCACGUGCUGUUGAGGACUAGGUUGAAAAGUUUCCCUGUCAGGGCGCCAAAUCUAAUCAGGCUUUUUGCAAGGUAGAAAGCCACUGAGGGCGGCUUGAGAGCGACAAAUACACCAUUGCCAGGAAUUUUGUUCUGCAGAUAUAUCAGACUCUUGGUCAUUAAUUUGCGACCACUAAAACAUUAUAAACUGUGCGAACGGAACUAAUUGACUUGCACUUCCUUUUCUUCUUCUUUUUUUUCCCACCUAUGUUGCCAUGGUGUUGGGGAGUCUUAGACAUUUGCAUAAAGAAGGUCGGUGGGGCUCUGUUCUACUUCAGCUUUGUAGUCCCUAGUCUCUCCAAAUUCCUUUGUUUCUCACAUUGCUUUUAGCCUUUAGAGAAAUUUCACAAUUUAGAGAACAGAUGAUAUCGAACAUUUAUGAGAGAGAGGCUGUCACGAUGGAGAGAAGUAGGUUCCAGCAUUCGAGCUAUGUCAUUGAGCUUAGAUUCGUUAUUCGUAUUGGUUUUGCUUCAGGCGAUGUGACGACGAGCAAAUUACAAUAUUGGUGUGUUGAAGCUCAUUGUUUGUGGGUUAUAACCGAUGGUGUUGGGUGAUGAAUAGUUAUAACUGGUCCUAGGAAUAGUUAUUAUUAUAAAGUUAAAUCUAGUGCAAUUUUUUGUCA
Ananas comosus (pineapple) is the source of this 1705-nucleotide messenger RNA. RefSeq names its product mediator of RNA polymerase II transcription subunit 19a. Gene Ontology annotation, cellular component: mediator complex. Gene Ontology annotation, molecular function: transcription factor binding; transcription coregulator activity. The record is from RefSeq and is a predicted model, not a curated record. Gene Ontology annotation, biological process: positive regulation of transcription by RNA polymerase II. Bases 324 to 983 code for a protein of 219 amino acids. NCBI's taxonomy places the organism in Eukaryota, Viridiplantae, Streptophyta, Magnoliopsida, Poales, Bromeliaceae. The transcript is spliced from 8 exons.